ACAACAGCAACGACUGCACCCCCUGAAACAACAGCAACGACUGCACGUCCAGGUCCUUGUGAUUCACGCCCAUGUGGUCAGGGGAGUACCUGUGAUCCCCGUGCUGACUUUACUUUUGUCUGCUUGUGCCUGACUGGGCAAAACUACAAUUAUGAAAGAAAAACUUGUGAGAGUGCCAAAGUUUUCCCUGGACAACUUGAACUGAGUAAAGUAGUAUAUCAUCCCAAAAUGGAAGACAAGAACUCAGAAGAAUUUAAAAACACUUCAAAUAAAAUUACUGCUGAGCUGACAAUAACCUUCAAUAAAACUGAGGGGUUCUCCAAUGUCACAGUGGUUAAAAUCGAGCCACUGCCAGAGCAACCGUCACCGAGCAGAGUUGUUAGAGAGAGCGGAAUCCAGGCAACCGUAGACAUCAUAUUUAACACAGCCGCUGACGUCACGACAGACAGUGUUGUAGAAAUUAUGAAAAAUGCCACUGACUGUGAUAACUGUUUACUGGCAGGAGCAACAUUCGAUGACACAGACCUGUGUAAGAACCAGCCCUGUGAUGAGGUAACCACGAGUUGCACAUCAAAAAAUGGAGAAUUUAACUGUCAAUGUCAUGAACACUACAUCAAGACAAACAUGACCAACAGACUGUGUAUUGCUUGUCCCAGUGGAUUCCGGGCAGUGGAUUCAGAAACAUGUACAAAAUGUAGCUUUGGUAGAUCUGGUUUGAACUGCAAAGAUUCCUGGCAGCUAGCACUGGUAAUCGUUGGCACCGUGCUCGGGGGACUGUUUAUCAUCUCCGUCAUUGUUCUGCCUCUGGUGACUUCCAGGUCAAUAAAAAAGAAAGCCAAGAAGAAUCAAAACGCAGAAAGCGGAAAUCCUUAUGCCAGACACUUCCCUGCCAGCUCACCUGCGGUUGUCGGUGACAACAGCCAGGCAUCUACACUGAAUGGCUUAACCAUUGACAGCGAUGGGGGCGUUACAAUCCCGCGGGCGAGAGUCGGCGAAAGUCUGUACGGCAUGCCUGAUGAUGAAAUGGUUCCAGGCACCAGCAGACAAAACUUGACCCCUGUGGAAAGGAACCCGUCCCCCUUCGAUGACGAAGCUGACAUAAACAUUCGACCUCAGAACAGCCCCAAUGCUCAGAUACGACCCAGGAACAACCCACUCACUGUGAAUCGCCCUCAGGUGAACCUCUACGGUCAGAGCCAAGGCCACACAAAUCCAUCCUUCAUACCAGACAAUGGUAGAUCCUUCAACUGAUGACAAACCAUAAAGUUUUCUGACACUUAUCCAGAUCAAAACA
This is a messenger RNA of Solea senegalensis (Senegalese sole), 1294 nucleotides long. Its product is annotated as mucin-13-like. The transcript has 10 exons. Lineage: Eukaryota; Metazoa; Chordata; Actinopteri; Pleuronectiformes; Soleidae. The record is from RefSeq and is a predicted model, not a curated record. The annotation marks the transcript as partial. Gene Ontology annotation, biological process: cell-cell junction assembly.